This is a messenger RNA of Ziziphus jujuba (common jujube), 1553 nucleotides long. RefSeq names its product monooxygenase 2. Lineage: Eukaryota; Viridiplantae; Streptophyta; Magnoliopsida; Rosales; Rhamnaceae. The transcript is spliced from 5 exons. The coding region runs from base 3 to 1304 and encodes 433 amino acids. Gene Ontology annotation, molecular function: FAD binding. The record is from RefSeq and is a predicted model, not a curated record.
CCAUGAUAAAGUGUGUGUUUGCUAUAGAGGACGAAAAGAAAAAGAAGAGAGAGAGAGAGAGAGAGAGAAUGGAAAUGGUGGAGGAUGUUGUGAUAGUGGGAGCAGGGAUAGCAGGAUUAGCCACAGCUGUGGCACUGAAGAGAGCAGGAAUUAGAUCCUUAGUUCUUGAGAAAGCUGAAGAGCUCAGGACCACUGGUUCAGCUUUGACCCUCUUCCCAAACGCCUGGCUUGCCCUCGAUGCCCUGGGCGUUUCACAUAAGCUCACUUCCCUUUAUGCUUCUAAUACUAAGGGAUACGUGACGAAUGUUGAUACUGGAGUCAUUCAAGAAGUUGUUUUUGCACGAAACAAUAAUGGGCCUCGAGUAGUACACCGGAAAGUCUUAUUAAUGGCUCUCGCAGACGAACUGCCUCAUAAUUCUAUCCGAUUCUCUUCAAAGAUCACUGCUAUUGAAACCAAAACACAAGAAGGUUCAUCCAUUUCUGUACUUCACCUGGAUGAUGGAACUACCAUCAAAGCAAAGGUUUUGAUAGGGUGCGAUGGGGUGCACUCAGUGGUGGGAAGGUGGUUGGGAUUGGGUGAAGUAGUGGAUUCAGGUCGCUCCGCAGUGAGAGGAUUGUCCCUGUAUCCUCAAGGCCAUGGAUUCAAUCAAGAAGUCAACCAAUUUCUGACUGGAGGUACAAGGGCUGGUUAUGUUCCUAUUGAUGAUAAACAAGUUUAUUGGUUCGUCGCCUGCCGGUCUAAAGUGGAAGAACUAGCAACAGACCCAAAAGAGAUUCAAAAAGAGAUAACUGAAAAGUUUGCCAAGAACUUCCCUGAAAGAUUCAAAGACAUAGUGGAGAACUCAGAUCUUUCAACAUUGUCAUGGGCUCCAUUGAAAUUCAGGUAUCCAUGGCAGGUCCUAUUUGGAAACUUAUGCAAUGAAAACAUCACAGUCGCUGGUGAUGCAAUGCACCCCAUGACACCGGAUUUAGGACAAGGAGGUUGCUCGGCGCUUGAAGAUGCAGUGGUGUUGGGAAGGCACAUUGCCACAUCUUUUAUACAAAAUGGAGGUCUUAUUGUGCCCAAAGAAAUGCCCAAAUUGUUAGCAAAAUAUGUUCAGGAAAGAAAAUGGAGAGUUACUUUGUUGAUUGCAGGGUCGUAUAUGUCGGGACGGGUUCAACAGGGAGGCUCUGUUUUGAAAUUCUUGAGGGAUGUCUUGUUUUACAAGUUCCUUCUACCUAGAGUUUUCGCUAAGCUUAUGAAUUAUGAUUGUGGGAAAUUGCCUAGUGUUCCUGAAUUUGGAGAGCUGGACAAGACUAAGUAGAGGUUUGUUGUUUUGAGUGAUUGAAUUUUUGAUUUAUUGUAUUUAUUUUUAUUUUUAUUUUUUAUUUUUUAUUUUUAAUAAUUAUCGAUCAAAGGAAGGACUAUAGGUUUCCUUACUCCUCCAUAGAUGUUACAUAUGAGAGUUGUCAGUAAAUCUCCUUGUGGUAUGGCAUCGUCGUUGUUGUUUCGAGUGAUUGAAUUAUGGAAUAAUUGUAUUUUUUUUUCUUACAAUUAUGUGUUUUUUAGGUGA